AUGCCAGGACUCCACUUCCUUCCUGACAAGCAACGAUAUUCAUCUCCCUAUCCUAUAUUGCUAGCGGCGAUGCUUUAUUGCUCCAGCGUCCGCGGGUCCGCAGAGGUGGCCGAGAUGGCGCCGCAGUACUUCGAUGUUCUGUGUGGUGCGAUCUCCCAGCUCACAAUCCCCAAUAGCGACAUAGGGACGGCACCGCAAAACCCUGCUGAUGUGGAGGAAUGGGCAUUCCAGACCAUCCUAGGACUGAUCCUGGGUGGGCUUUUGGCCGAGGGGAGUAUACGCGAGACGGGCAUCUGGAUAUCGAUUGCCUAUCGCUUGAUACUAGAGCACUGCCCUCCCCAUAGCGAUGAAAGGGCCCAUGACUGGAGGAAGCUCUUCAACGGCGUGCAAAUAGUUGACCUCGAGCAUGCUUCGCUGCAUUUAUCCUCUCCAGUGAUUCCCAUCGAGCCCCCAAUUGCAUCUCUCCGGACCUCUCACCGUGAUCAGCUCUAUCGCCUUUCCCGCAUGAUGCAUACUGGAUUAGCGCAUUUCACGGGUCGGAAUUUACCCACCAUUUGGUCAUGCUUUACAACAGAAGGCCCAAUGGUACCCCAAACCGCUACCCACGCUACUGUGUCUUCCUUUACGGCAGUGGACGCUGCGGUGAUACGCGACUGGGCGAGACAACUUGACCUGUGGCUCAUUGAGUUCACCAAAGCUGCCGACGAUGGCCAAAUAGAUCGAACGAUUGUUUUUCGACAGUAUGUACUCCAUCGCCUAGUGGUUUUGUCGAUUUAUCAUCCGGCCCGUGGAUGUGACCUCUACGCGAACAAUGUCCCGCCACAUGAGCAAUUUGAAUUGCUUCUUUCUGCACGGGCAACUAUCAAGCUCCAUCUAAAUGACAAAACAAUCUGGUCAAACUGGGACCUCGUGAUCAUUACAUGGGCGGCGAUGAUUGUCUUACAAGGCUUGGAGGGUGGCGUUGGAGAGCCCGAUGGUAGGUUUGGAAUUCGCCCCUUCGCCGGAACAUACCCGUGUAGGCCGAGAGGACUAAGCAUUUACAGACUUCACGAACGUCGCAUUCCACCUAGAAUCUCUUCGUUCGACUUGCGAACCAAGCCCAAGUCUUCGAGGAAAACUGGCUUUGUGCCUUGA
Penicillium chermesinum is the source of this 1134-nucleotide messenger RNA. Its product is annotated as fungal transcriptional regulatory protein. The record is from RefSeq and is a predicted model, not a curated record. NCBI's taxonomy places the organism in Eukaryota, Fungi, Ascomycota, Eurotiomycetes, Eurotiales, Aspergillaceae. The coding region runs from base 1 to 1134 and encodes 377 amino acids. The transcript has a single exon.